Anopheles maculipalpis is the source of this 2480-nucleotide messenger RNA. RefSeq names its product DNA repair and recombination protein RAD54-like (gene okr). The record is from RefSeq and is a predicted model, not a curated record. Gene Ontology annotation, biological process: reciprocal meiotic recombination; double-strand break repair via synthesis-dependent strand annealing. The coding region runs from base 1 to 2445 and encodes 814 amino acids. The transcript is spliced from 4 exons. Lineage: Eukaryota; Metazoa; Arthropoda; Insecta; Diptera; Culicidae. Gene Ontology annotation, cellular component: nucleus. Gene Ontology annotation, molecular function: ATP-dependent chromatin remodeler activity; DNA translocase activity; ATP binding.
AUGUUACGAGCUGAAGAAUGCACCGUUUCCUUUCACUCGUUGUCGAAGGGUCGGGAAUACGUGGACGAUGAGCGGUGCAACUACAGCAAUCCUAUGCGUAAAAGCCUUGUACCACAACGGUGCGGUCCGUCUAAUGCAGUGCACUCACCGUUCAAAAGCCCUCUUUCGGCCCAGAAACGUCAGCGAGAAUGCAGGAAACGGGGAUCGGAAAAGGGUGGCACGGAUCAGCCGCCAACUCCGAAACUAUCCGUGUCCGAACACGAGCUGAUGAUCAUGAAAAUAUUAACCCAACCGUUCAAGAUACCGAUCGCAAACUACGUGCCGGAACAUUCGACACGAUGUUUGGGUAUGAAACGUUCGGCUGCCCGUCGGGCCUUACACGAUCCAUUUGCUUGCAAUGCGCUGGUGCUGUUCAGUCCGCCAGAAUUGUCCGAGCACGACAAGCUUAAAAUGGACAAGAACAAGAUACAGGUGCACGUGGUGGUGGACCCACUGCUGGGCAAUAUCCUGCGACCCCAUCAACGGGAAGGUGUGAAGUUUAUGUACGAUUGUGUGACUGGUGCGAAGGGCGAUUUUAACGGGUGUAUUAUGGCUGACGAAAUGGGCCUGGGCAAAACUCUUCAAUGCAUCACACUGCUCUGGACGCUGUUACGACAAAGUCCGGAUUGUAAACCCACCAUCAGCAAGGCCAUCAUUGUGUGUCCAAGUUCGCUGGUAAAGAAUUGGUACAAAGAGUUUGGUAAAUGGCUCGGAUGUCGGGUGAAUUGCUUAGCGAUCGAUGGAGGAUCGAAAGAACAGACGACGAAAGAGCUUGAACAGUAUAUGGCCAAUCAAAGCCUACGACACGGCACGCCUGUGCUGAUUAUAAGCUACGAAACGUUUCGAUUGUACGCCAAUAUUCUUAACAAUUCGGAGGUGGGUGCUGUACUGUGCGACGAGGGACAUCGGCUAAAGAACUGUGAGAAUCUUACGUAUCAGGCGUUGAUGGGCCUAAAGACGAACAGAAGAGUUCUGCUUUCUGGUACACCGAUUCAGAACGAUUUGACCGAAUAUUACAGCUUGCUGCACUUUGUAAAUCCCGGAAUGUUAGGUUCAACUGCGGAGUUCCGGAAACAGUUUGAAAAUCCGAUUCUCCGCGGGCAGGAUGCAAAUUCCACUGAUACAGAACGUGAAAAGGCCGCCGAACGUCUUCAAGAACUAGCCGCCCUCGUAAACCGCUGCAUGAUCCGACGAACCAGCGCCCUACUCACCAAGUACCUUCCAGUUAAAUUCGAAAUGGUCGUGUGCGUGCGUAUGACCGAAGUACAAACCGCCCUGUACAAAAGCUUCCUCCAAUCGGACACCAUCCGUCGUAGCGUGAUGGAAAAAUCUGCUUCCAAAGCAAGCUUAACCGCACUGUCUAACAUUACCUCGCUGAAGAAACUGUGCAAUCAUCCGGAUCUCGUGUACGACAAGAUACAGGAGCGUGCGGAUGGGUUUGAAAAUGCGGCCAGCAUCCUGCCGGAUAAUUAUUCCCCACGCGAACUACGACCGGAACUGGGUGCUAAGCUAAUGCUGCUGGACUGUAUGCUUGCGUCGAUAAAAAUCAACACAACCGACAAGAUUGUGCUCGUCUCCAACUACACGCAAACGCUCGAUCUGUUUGAAAAAUUGUGCCGCAAGCGCGGUUACGGGUACGUACGACUCGACGGCACCAUGACGAUCAAAAAGCGUGGCAAAGUGGUGGACGAGUUUAAUAAACCCGAUUCGAAGGAUUUCAUCUUUAUGCUAAGCUCAAAAGCGGGCGGCUGUGGGUUAAAUCUGAUCGGUGCUAACCGGCUCGUUAUGUUCGACCCGGACUGGAACCCGGCCAACGAUGAGCAAGCGAUGGCACGCGUAUGGCGUGAUGGGCAGAAGAAACCAUGCUACAUCUAUCGGUUGCUAGCUACGGGUACGAUUGAGGAAAAGAUUUUCCAACGGCAAACACACAAGAAAGCGCUCUCGACAACGGUGGUCGACAAUGCGGAGGACGGUGAGCGGCAUUUCACGCAGGACGAUCUGAAGGAUCUGUUUAAGUUGGACGAACAAACGCGCUCCGAUACGCACGACAUUUUCCGCUGCAAACGGUGCAUGAACAGCGUGCAGAUGAAGCUUCCACCGGACGAUAGUGAUUGUAUGUCGGAUCUGGUACACUGGUACCAUUGUGCGAACAAUAAGGGCAUUCCGGAUGAUAUACUGUCCAAGUCGUGGGAUAUUACGGGAUGCGUUUCGUUCGUGUUUCAUCAUCGUUCGAAUUCGGCCGUCGUUGAGCAGCAGAUAGCGGAACAGAAGCGCCAGCAGGCAUUGGCUUCAAAGGAGGAGAAUGACGAGGAAGAAGAGGAGGAGGAGGAGGAAGAUGACAAGGAGAACGAAGAAGAGGACGAACCGGAGGAAGACGAUGAAAAGGAUAAAGAUUACGUUCUGUAACGCACAAGCCGCCAACCGACCGAUUGUUUAUUUAA